Messenger RNA from Eimeria maxima, 2202 nucleotides. RefSeq lists its product as hypothetical. NCBI's taxonomy places the organism in Eukaryota, Apicomplexa, Conoidasida, Eucoccidiorida, Eimeriidae. The transcript is spliced from 4 exons. The coding region runs from base 1 to 2202 and encodes 733 amino acids. The record is from RefSeq and is a predicted model, not a curated record.
AUGGAGUUGAUUGCUGGUGCUCUUCACCGGAGGGAGGAAGUGACUGAGACAGCGCAGUCUAAUGAGAGGUGUAAGAAGAGAGAACCAGCAAAUGAGAACGAGAGAGGAGGCCUGCGCCCGUUACCUCUGCUGUUCCCCACAGCUUCUUGGUCAUCUUAUCACCCUAGCGACCUAGACAGCAGCAGCUACGACGAAGGCUCAUCCAAAACAUUCAAUUCCACCAUUUAUUCACACUCUGACAAUUCCUGUUAUGAUGAGCUAUCUGAAAGUGAGCCAACUGGAGCUUCCUCCCGGAUUUCCACAAUCUUGUCGCUAGUCCGCGGCGGAGACCAUCAGGAUGUUGUGCAUGCACCCGACGGCAGAUCUCCUCAGCGAGCGAAACGCCGUAGGUUUGCAAAAAGCUUCAGGCCAUGGAAACCAUGGAGGUUUUCGGCCUCCAGACGGAGCAGGACACCCGAGAGAGCCCACGCAUUGCUGUGUCUGGCCUUAUCUGAUCCUGCUCUGUCAACUGCUGCGCUGCUUGCCUCCGAGCAGACCCAAAAAGGCCCCAACGCCGCCUGUGAUAAAGAGGAGCGCGAGAAAGAGUCAGAUCUCCUCUCUUUGUCUACGCUGCUCGUCUUGGCUUGCAUAAUUCUCUUUGUGGCGUUUGUCGUUGGCUUCGGCGUUGGGUGCGCUCUUGUGCGUACCCGCCCUGUUAGAGGGAAGGCGGUCUUGGCUGUGCUCCCCCUGUGGACUCGAACACCAAACAACCGAUGGGAAAAAGAAAACCGCUCAGGGCUUUUGGAGGUGGACAGUGACCCAUCAACACCACUAAAGGAGAGGUUUGUAACUACUGGAAGCACUCUGAGGAAGCACAGUCCAGCUGCAAACAUUCCCCUUCUCACGCUGAUGGUGGACGACACCGCAAAGUCGGAGUCAGAGCCUCUGGCUGUGCUCAAAGGUGCAUUCAAGUUGUUGCUGCCUCUUUAUAAUGCAAGUCUCUUUGGAGGCACCGAGUCCGGGGUUUCUGUCCUCGAAUACAUCCCAGCCCCCCGUGCUGGGAGGAAGCCAGAAGAGUUGUGUUUUACAUCUCGUUCUUCAGUGGCCGAAGACGACUUCCUCUCAACUUCAGACCCAACAGACAACCCAGACCCCUCAAGCGAACCCCAAAUCCACAGAGACGCAGCAGCAGGAACACAUGUAGACAAUGGAAUUGAAGAGGUUAAAGUAGCAGCAUCCCAAGAUGCACCAGGGCCUGAUCUUUCACCCAUGGAAGGUGCUGCACCGGCAAGUCAACUGGCAUCCAGAACUAUCGGGCCCAUGUUUGAGUUGCUGCCUCUUUCUAAAGAUACAACUUACAAUUCCAUGCUGGAAUCAGGAUAUCCCAGUGCAGUGGACCAGACGCAGCAUGAUGUAGCCCCUCAAUGGACUGAAGACACAGCAACGCUGCUGAUCGAGGGUUCUUCUCUCCCUCUGCACGGAGAGGCAAUUGUAAAGGACGACAACCUGCUAGAUAUGCAGAUGGACAGAGUGACGCAGAAGACGCGCGAAGACUCCGAGGCUUCCGCAGAAGCGCUCUUCUCCCCUCAUGCAGAUGUCUUCCCUGUUCUGGCGUCAGACCUACGAGACCUCAAAGCGAAUGCAUCAUCCGCGGUUUCCGCAGGAACAGAGGAGGAGGGGAAGCUCACAGCUCAGUCACCCCACGGCUUUCGUGAUUCUACACCUGCUACUGAUGGUUCAACAACAGGCGCUACAAAAGUUGGUUUAGACAGUGAAUAUGCACGAGGGCUCAUAGAUGAAUCUAUAGGCGGGAUAGCGAGAGAGCAUCGAUACGGUGAAAUUGAGCACGUGGGUGAGGCAGCAGGAACAAGAGAAACUACACCAAGCAAGCGCCUGCAACAUGCACCGUCAAUGAGUCAAUCCCCUCCUUACGUAUUAGCGGUAUCGUUCCACCCGAUGGCCGACGCACAAGGAAGUGGCUUUCGUGCCAAGGAACUCUGGGUGCAGAUACACCACAAUGUCACCUCCCCGCGGAUGUUUGACGAGCUACUACAGGACUGCCGCUUAGGCAGGGUGUAUGUUCAGCUCAGCGUAUCGCUCGCCUACUACACCCUCUUCUUUUGGAACGAUGUGGAGCACCACACCUUCCUCCCUCUGGCGAUCGCCUGUGAGACCAAAUUCAAGCUCUACAAUUCCCUGCAAAGCAAUGGUACUACCUUGUGA